AUGAGUAAAAACUACACUUGGAAGCCUCCUAGAAGAGUCGGCUACGAUGCUGGUGUGCUCAAGAUGUUUUGGGAGAAAAAAAUUGAGCUUCACACAAAACAGCAGCAAAGCGAGGACCUGAGGAUCCGCAGGAGCGCCCUGGACAGGCUCCGCGGCGAGUGGGCUCUGAAGCUGGAGAAGAGAAACGAGAUGCUGCGGAGCUCGCGGGAGGCGCCCCCGCCGCCGUCCCUGCUGGGCACCGAGUCCGUCCACGCCCCGCACAAGACGGCAGCCUGA
Diceros bicornis minor is the source of this 276-nucleotide messenger RNA. It is a transcript of the gene FAM240C, whose product is annotated as family with sequence similarity 240 member C. Lineage: Eukaryota; Metazoa; Chordata; Mammalia; Perissodactyla; Rhinocerotidae. The record is from RefSeq and is a predicted model, not a curated record. The coding region runs from base 1 to 276 and encodes 91 amino acids. The transcript has 2 exons.